Phalaenopsis equestris is the source of this 1866-nucleotide messenger RNA. Its product is annotated as protochlorophyllide-dependent translocon component 52, chloroplastic-like. Lineage: Eukaryota; Viridiplantae; Streptophyta; Magnoliopsida; Asparagales; Orchidaceae. Gene Ontology annotation, molecular function: chlorophyllide a oxygenase activity; 2 iron, 2 sulfur cluster binding. Bases 54 to 1685 code for a protein of 543 amino acids. The transcript has 7 exons. The record is from RefSeq and is a predicted model, not a curated record.
UACCACACAUUUUCUCUAUCCACACAGCUCACUCAUUAGUCAUCACACUCUUCAUGCAUGCAGCUUCCAUGGAUGCUCUUAUUUUCGCUUCACUCCCUUCUUCCUCUUGCUUCCUUCACCCCCUUCUCUCCCCCAAAUCUCCAAACCCUAAACCCUACUCUCCUCGUCUUAGCUACCAACCCCCCCUCCACACCCGAUCAAAAUCCCACCUUUCCCGCAAAAUCCUAAAUAAACUCCAUGUCUCCACUUCCGACCACCCUUCCACCACCGUUCCGGUGGAAGAUCCUUUAUCUUCCGGCGAUACCUUCGAAAAGUUCGAUUGGCACUCCCAUUGGUACCCAUUGGCGCCGUUGUGCGACCUCGACAAGCGAGCCCCGCGAGCGAUGCGGGUGCUAGGGUUAGACCUGGUGUUAUGGUGGGACAGGACGGAGGUGCAAUGGAGAGUGUUCGAUGAUCGAUGUCCCCACCGCCUCGCUCCGCUCUCCGAAGGGCGGAUCGAUCGCUGGGGCCGCCUACAGUGUGUUUACCAUGGCUGGUGCUUCAACGGCGCUGGUAGCUGCGAGCUCAUCCCUCAGGCGGCGGAAGAUGGUCCUCAGGUUCAUACUUCUAGUAAAGCUUGUGCUGCUAGCUACCCUUGCACUGUGCAGAAUAAGAUUGUGUGGUUUUGGCCAAGUACUAAACCUCUACACAAAAAUAUCUUGAUGAAUUGCAAACCUCCUUGUAUCUCAGAACUUGAUGAUCCAUCAUACGCUUCCUUAAUGGGGAUUCGAGAUAUUUCUUAUGGGUAUGAAAUUCUGAUUGAAAAUCUUAUGGAUCCUGCUCAUGUACGAUAUUCACACCACAAAAUAAUGAGAGUUUCUAAACAGCGCUCAUCACUUGCCAGAGAUCGUGAAGGAGGUGUGCCUAUAGUGAUUACGCUAGAGGAAUCAGAUAUUAAUGGCUUCCUUGCAAAGCAAGAAUUUGGAUAUGGCAAGUUUGUUGCUCCUUGUUUAUUUCAUAUGUUCCCUCCCUCAGGGUCUAAUAAUGGAUCCGCUUCAUCUUCAGACAGCAAAGCGGUAGCUGAUCAACGAAGAUUUCUUAUUGUUGUCUACUGCAUUCCAGUUAGUCCUGGAAGAAGCAGAUUGAUUUGGUCCUUCCCAAGAAAUUUUUCUGUUUGGAUUGAUCAAAUUGUUCCACGCUGGAUGUUUCAUGUCGGGCAAAAUUUAAUCCUUGAUUCUGAUAUGCACCUCCUCCAUGUAGAGGAGCGAUAUAUUGCUGAGAUUGGCCCUUCCAACUGGGAAAAAGCUUGUUUUGUGCCAACGAAGUCGGACGUCAUGGUUACCGCUUUUAGAAGAUGGUUUAGAAAAUACUCAAACUCUCAGGUUGACUGGGCAAAUAAGUCUCUAGGCUCCCUACUUCCUACUCCUCCUAGAGAGCAGCUUAUGGACAGGUAUUGGACUCAUGUUGUGCAGUGCAGCAGCUGUAGUGUGGCUUUGAAGUUGCUGAAAGUACUCGAAACCUCUCUUCCAAUGGUUACAUUAAUCUUGAUUGGAGUUGUGGCCGCUUCCAAUCAAAAUAUGAUUUCUGCAGCAGUAAGGACUGCAUUGGUCUCCAUUGCAGUAAUCUGUUUUGCAGCUUCCAAGUGGCUCUCCCACUUCAUAUACAAGACCUUUUAUUUCCAUGACUAUAACCAUGCGUUCGUCUGACGCCGAAGCUCCAGCUCUCGAAAAAAUAUUACAUCCAAAUUCCGGAUGUAAGUUUUUCCCAGCUCUCUUUUCUACAAAUCAGAUAUAGUUUAGGUGCCCAAUCCUAAUAUUUAAUGUUUUGAAUGAUUGGUAUGUAAAGCCCUCUUUUAUGUAUUUACAGAACUCCCAAUUCUUUAUCUUU